This is a messenger RNA of Neurospora tetraspora, 1088 nucleotides long. RefSeq lists its product as uncharacterized. The transcript has a single exon. Lineage: Eukaryota; Fungi; Ascomycota; Sordariomycetes; Sordariales; Sordariaceae. The coding region runs from base 209 to 778 and encodes 189 amino acids. The record is from RefSeq and is a predicted model, not a curated record.
GUUUAAGCACCACUGCUUCAGUGACAUCACAGCGGGGUUGAGCCUGCCCCAGGUGCAGAAGUCGCCUGAAGGAAAUCUACCUAAAAUUCUCCAUUCUCCCAGGCGGCCAUCUGGAUCGCGUUUAAACACGGCUCAUCUCCUUUUAGAACACCAAGAGCUCGCGUCAACCUCGCGUGUCUGACAGUGCCCGAUCACAUUGGUCAACUUCAUGUCGAGAUCUUCUUGUUUUCCUUUCUUUUUCACUUGUUGGUUCACUUGCACCACGAGGUCGCCGUCCUCUGGAUCUUCCUCCAGGGUCACGAUAUUAAUUGUUAGUGAUCAGCACUCAGGUCCACCAGAAAAGAGUCACCAUCAACUCGCAUCGAGACCUUUCAUUGCAGCGUUGCUUGAUAUCACCAUUCCCCGGUGGCGCUCUAGGUUGCCGAUGAGACACUCAUCAGACCGGCUGGACGGAUUCGAACGAUACUGGCAAUGCUGGGAGCACAUCAAAGACGGCAACAAGGUAUAUCCCAUGAUAUCUCCUCACCCUAAUCACAGUGCCAAGAGAUGCUCAGCAGCCUCUGUCAGGAAGCGGAUCUUUGACAGAGACAUCUCCACAACACUCGAUAGUCCGAGGUACGCUGAGUUUGAAUCCACAGUCAGUUUUCUUGUAUAUUCUCAUUUGGUGCAGAUGCAGGCCGAUGAAGUCUUGGUUCGUUUCGUUUUGGGAGGUCCAAAUUCCAAUAAGUUGUAUAAACCACAACUCACCACCCUUUGCCAAGACUGCACAGGUGCUUGAGCAUAGGAACAGCUUUCUGUGCGGGGUUCUACACUAUCUUGUGAAGGCAAAGUGUUUGGAGAGUUGGAGUUCAGCUUUCUGUUGCGGGGUUCUAUCUUAUAAAGGCAAAGUGUUUGGAGAGUUGGUGAUGUGAAACCACCACUCUGGCUGUCAUCAUGCAAGUCUCAACAGCUUCAACGCCAUAGCCAAAAGCUCGGUGCUCGAGCAAUAUCAGAAAAAAAGAAACAAAAGGCAUUAUGUCAGCGGAUUCUGAAAGCCCUGGAGGACUUUGAGAAAAAAAAAAGAUACAGGGACUAGCUCUGCAAUACCC